AUCCCUGCGGCGGGGGCGUGGCCGUGGCCGCGGCGUUCCGGCGGGGGCUCCCGCCGUCGGGGUCCCACAGUUUCUAGCCGCCCCUCUCCUCAGUGCCCGGAGGCCCGGGGAGGGUCUGGGAGCCCGAGGCCGUCCCCGAGUCGCUCCUGGGUCACUGGCACGAUGCAGGCCGUUCUCUCGGCUGAUGGGUUGGAAGCCCAGCGAGGCUAGAGGCCAGUCCCAAAGUCUCCAGGCAUCAGGGCUGCAGCCCAAGAACCUCAAGGCGGCUGGACGGGCGACUGGACGGCCGGACAGCCUGGCUUGCUGGCUGCCCGUCUGGUUUGCUGUGUUGUGUCUCCAGUGGCUUUAGCUUCCAACAGGAAAGCCUGGUAGCCGAGCGAAUCUGUGACCCAGGAAGUAGCACUUAAACGCCUGGGAUGCUGCCUCGAGGCUGGUGUGUGCUCUGAGGUCCUGAGCAGCCCCGCCCAACAUGGACCCAGACCCCCAGGCGGGCGUGCAGGUGGGCAUGCGGGUGGUGCGCGGCGUGGACUGGAAGUGGGGCCAGCAGGACGGCGGAGAGGGCGGCGUGGGCACAGUGGUGGAGCUUGGCCGCCACGGCAGCCCCUCGACACCCGACCGCACGGUGGUCGUGCAGUGGGACCAGGGCACACGCACCAACUACCGCGCCGGCUACCAGGGCGCGCACGACCUGCUGCUCUACGACAACGCCCAGAUCGGCGCCCGGCCCCCCAACAUCAUCUGUGACUGCUGCAAGAAGCACGGGCUGCGGGGGAUGCGCUGGAAGUGCCGCGUGUGCCUGGACUACGACCUCUGCACGCAGUGCUACAUGCACAACAAGCACGAGCUUGCCCACGCCUUCGACCGCUACGAGACGGCCCACUCACGCCCUGUCACGCUGAGUCCCCGCCAGGGCCUCCUGAGGAUCCCACUAAGGGGCAUCUUCCAGGGAGCGAAGGUGGUGCGAGGCCCCGACUGGGAGUGGGGCUCACAGGAUGGAGGGGAAGGGAAACCGGGCCGUGUGGUGGACAUCCGUGGCUGGGAUGUGGAGACAGGCCGGAGUGUGGCCAGCGUGACAUGGGCUGAUGGUACCACGAACGUGUACCGUGUGGGCCACAAGGGCAAGGUGGACCUCAAGUGUGUGGGCGAGGCAGCGGGCGGCUUCUACUACAAGGACCACCUCCCAAGGCUUGGCAAGCCGGCCGAGCUGCAGCGCAGGGUGAGUGCUGACGGUCAGCCCUUCCAGCACGGGGACAAGGUCAAAUGUCUGCUGGACACUGACGUCCUGCGGGAGAUGCAGGAAGGCCACGGCGGCUGGAACCCCAGGAUGGCGGAGACGGGCACCGUGCAUCGCAUCACGGACCGCGGGGACGUGCGCGUGCAGUUCAACCACGAGACGCGCUGGACCUUCCACCCCGGGGCGCUCACCAAGCACCACUCCUUCUGGGUGGGCGACGUGGUCCGGGUCAUCGGCGACCUUGACACGGUGAAGCGGCUGCAGGCUGGGCAUGGCGAGUGGACGGACGACAUGGCCCCUGCCCUGGGCCGCGUCGGGAAAGUGGUGAAAGUGUUUGGAGACGGGAACCUGCGUGUAGCAGUCGCUGGUCAGCGGUGGACCUUCAGCCCCUCCUGCCUGGUGGCCUACCGGCCCGAGGAGGAUGCCAACCUGGACAUGGCUGAGCGCGCCCGGGAGAACAAAAGCUCUCUGAGCGUGGCCCUGGACAAGCUUCGGGCCCAGAAGAGUGACCCGGAGCACCCGGGAAGGCUGGUGGUGGAGGUGGCGCUGGGUAACGCGGCCCGGGCUCUGGACCUGCUGCGGAGGCAUCCAGAGCAGGUGGACACCAAGAACCAAGGCAGGACCGCUCUGCAAGUGGCUGCCUACCUGGGUCAGGUGGAGUUGGUGCGGCUGCUGCUACAAGCCAGGGCGGGCAUGGACCUGCCGGACGAUGAGGGAAACACAGCGCUGCACUACGCGGCCCUGGGGAACCAGCCUGAGGUUGCCAGGGUGCUCCUGAAUGCUGGGUGCCGGGCAGAUGCCAUCAACAGCACCCAGAGCACAGCGCUGCAUGUGGCCGUGCAGAGGGGCUUCCUGGAGGUGGUGCGGGCCCUGUGUGAGCAUGGCUGUGACGUCAACCUGCCUGAUGCCCACUCGGACACGCCCCUGCACUCCGCCAUCUCGGCGGGCACUGGCGCCAGUGGCAUCGUCGAGGUCCUCACGGAGGUGCCAAACAUCGAUGUCACCGCCACCAACAGCCAGGGUUUCACCUUGCUGCACCAUGCCUCCCUCAAAGGCCACGCGCUAGCUGUGAGAAAGAUUCUGGCUCGGGCACGGCAGCUGGUGGACGCCAAGAAGGAGGACGGCUUCACGGCACUCCACCUGGCCGCCCUCAACAACCACCGUGAGGUGGCCCAGAUCCUCAUCCGCGAGGGCCGCUGUGACGUGAAUGUGCGCAACCGGAAGCUGCAGUCCCCGCUGCAUCUAGCCGUGCAGCAGGCCCAUGUGGGGCUGGUGCCACUGCUGGUGGACGCUGGGUGCAGUGUCAACGCGGAGGACGAGGAGGGGGACACAGCCCUGCACGUGGCGCUGCAGCGUCAUCAGAUGCUGCCCCUGGUGGCUGAUGGGGCCGGGGGGGACCCAGGGCCCUUGCAGCUGAUGUCCAGGCUACAGGCCUCGGGCCUCCCCGGCAGCGCGGAGCUGACGGUGGGCGCGGCGGUCGCCUGCUUCCUGGCGCUGGAGGGCGCCGACGUGAGCUACACCAACCACCGCGGCCGGAGCCCGCUGGACCUGGCCGCCGAGGGCCGCGUGCUCAAGGCCCUUCAGGGCUGCGCCCAGCGCUUCCGGGAGCGUCAGGCGGGCGGGGGCGCGGCCCCAGGCCUCAGGCACGCGCUGGGGACCCCCAACACCGUGACGAACCUGCACGUGGGCGCCGCGCCGGGGCCCGAGGCCGCUGAGUGCCUGGUGUGCUCCGAGCUGGCGUUGCUGGUGCUGUUCUCGCCGUGCCAGCACCGCACCGUGUGCGAGGAGUGCGCGCGCAGGAUGAAGAAGUGCAUCAGGUGCCAGGUGGCCGUCAGCAAGAAGCUACGCGCAGACGGCUCUGAGGUGGCGAGCGCCGCCCCCGCCCCCGGCCCGCCGCGCCAGCUGGUGGAGGAGCUGCAGAGCCGCUACCGGCAGAUGGAGGAACGUAUCACCUGCCCCAUCUGCAUCGACAGCCACAUCCGCCUCGUGUUCCAGUGCGGCCACGGCGCAUGCGCCCCCUGCGGCUCCGCGCUCAGCGCCUGCCCGAUCUGCCGCCAGCCCAUCCGCGACCGCAUCCAGAUCUUCGUGUGAGCCGCGCCGCCCGCCACGCCCGAGCUGCCUUCGCGAGCCCCCGCCCUGUGUUUUAUAAAAAGAUUCUCGGACGU
Piliocolobus tephrosceles (Ugandan red Colobus) is the source of this 3399-nucleotide messenger RNA. RefSeq names its product MIB E3 ubiquitin protein ligase 2 (gene MIB2). The transcript has 21 exons. Gene Ontology annotation, molecular function: zinc ion binding; ubiquitin-protein transferase activity; protein binding. Gene Ontology annotation, cellular component: cytoplasm. NCBI's taxonomy places the organism in Eukaryota, Metazoa, Chordata, Mammalia, Primates, Cercopithecidae. Bases 470 to 3325 code for a protein of 951 amino acids. Gene Ontology annotation, biological process: protein ubiquitination. The record is from RefSeq and is a predicted model, not a curated record.